Messenger RNA from Protopolystoma xenopodis, 972 nucleotides. The record is from the annotation of a GenBank genome assembly. Lineage: Eukaryota; Metazoa; Platyhelminthes; Monogenea; Polystomatidea; Polystomatidae.
AUGAUCUCUGUUGUCUACGAUACCGCCGUCCCUUAUCGAUUGCCCGGCAACCGGACUGAAGGGAGGCAGACUCCCCGCGAGACGCCUCCUAAUGGGUCAUUUUGUGUGCCGAUCAAUCGACCCGUACCACUCACAAGCCCUGCUCAAGACCUGACAACUCCGGAUUGCACGAGUGCCGGUGGGCGGAAGUGUGAACACUCCAACUGGGGCCGUUUUUGGCCUUCGCCGUCCGGGCUCUGCUUGUACCUCGGCAUGCCAACACGCGACCGAGCCGAAACAGGCCUGAAGAUGGGAAAUCCACUUUUGACCCACAAAGACGACGAGCAACCCUUUCUUCUGCCCAAACUUCUCUCUCUCUCUCUCUUUCUUUCUUUCUCUAUCUUGCUCUCUUGCUCACUCGUUAUUUGGCGCACACAUACACGUUCUCGGCCGUACCGAUCGACGUCGUGGAAACUGUGUAAUCUCCAUCUAUUUUGCCUUCAGAAUGGCUACCGGUUGGUUCACGCGUGUCACCCUGUCCGAAUAGGCAUCGUCGGUACGGCUUGUCCGGCGAUUGUGCUUGCCGUUCGUCUCACAGUUGGAGAGCAAUCUCUGCCAACUGCACAAUUUAUAGACUUUGGUAGAUGUGUCCAACUUGCAGACGCGGCUAUGAGAGGCUAUCGGGUGCUCUUGACAUCGAGAAUAUACCUUGCUCCACCUGAGAAGAUGGCCCAGGCAGUCGCAGCGAAAUUGCAUGCAUCAAAAUUGAAAUUCUCUCUUCGUCUUUUCAUGCAUGCUUUACAAGCGUGCAUCCAACAGUUGGCCAGUCUCUGUUGGCUCAGCCGGACUUCCUAUUGCAUAAUUGGAAAAGAAGAAGGCGUUUUGUUCAAUGAACCGCAUCAAGAGGCAAAUUCGAACCCAAUCAGCCGAGCAGAAUCUGUCCCAAAUGAAGGUUUUUCUGCCACUUCAGUGACAUCCCACUCUGCGGGCUGA